Messenger RNA from Aedes albopictus (Asian tiger mosquito), 2732 nucleotides. RefSeq lists its product as uncharacterized. NCBI's taxonomy places the organism in Eukaryota, Metazoa, Arthropoda, Insecta, Diptera, Culicidae. Bases 1273 to 2196 code for a protein of 307 amino acids. The record is from RefSeq and is a predicted model, not a curated record. The transcript is spliced from 6 exons. Gene Ontology annotation, molecular function: zinc ion binding; nucleic acid binding.
CUGAUUUUCAUCAGAACGACGACGGAGAUCGCUCAGUCGUUGUCGAUUCGUAGCUGGGUGAGAUUCGAAAAAAAAUCAGUGUCCAACCUUCCAAACCCGGAAGAAAGGUGUCAUAACCCUUUUUUUAUUGACUGUGUAGGAGUGAUUCAAAUCAGUUCACUUUGGUUCCGUCGCAUGGCGACUGCAUUGGAAGGCAAAAGGGAAUCCACAUGGCCUGCUAGGUUGUAGUUGAAAUACACCGGUGCACGGCAGCGUGUCACGAGCGGCUCGUAUACCUUUAGAGCAGCCAUCUUUGUGCGACGAUCGCGUGUGAAGAGUGGUGAAAACUGUGAUAAUCUUACAACGUAGCACGGUGAAGAAUUUCACAAAUUGCUGUGUUGUCGGCGAAAUUUGCAGCAAAACAUUCGGAAACGUACGAGAGAAUACAUUCGAAUAAAGACACCGCGGAUCGCAUUGUGCGAAGGUGGAUGCUUUAGCUCGCGAACCUAUCCGCUGGUUGAAAAGCAAAACCGUAUGAAUCAGAUGAACGAAAUUUCAGUCACAUUUACUUCGAUUACUUAGAACGGGAAAGGUGAAGUAAUUCCUGCGAUCAGCAAAGGGAACAUCUACUAGAACAUCGGUAAGCAGCCAGCCAGUCAGCAGCGCAAAGAUCAACUUCACUUACGCCAUUUUGGCUAAAAAUAGUGAAUGGAUAUUUUUAGUUCAACAACACUCACGCGAGAACAAGGUGUGCAGAGAGCCGAUCGCAGAUCAUUUCGGGUAUCAAAUUUACGCCAGCGAAAAAUUUUUGUUUGAAAGUACCCGUCCCGAACUGAAAGCCGCCGCCAUCGUAUAGUGUGUAAGAUAUACCUUCUCUAAAAUAAAACAAAUUGAAAAUCACUGUGCGAGAGGAUUCGAACCGACCAGACCCGACUAGAAGUGCCUGCUCAUGUAAAUACCAGCGGAGUGGAAAACAAACCAAAAGGAAAAACAACGGUGGAAAAUUGUGUCGCGUUGAUGAAAUGUAACGAAAAUAAACUACAUCAUCGCACAAAUCUCGGAGUCUAGCCUGCCUGGUGUAUAGUCGUUGUUGCGUCGGGAGUUAUCCGGAAGAGACAGUUUGAGAGUGUGCCACAUAGAACGACUUUUCCCUGAACAAACGACAACAGUUUUUGUUUGAGUGUGUCAAAUCGUGAAUGUGUCGUGCGAACUGCGGAAUUUCCAAAACGUGGCGCGGCGCAGAAGAACAGUGUGAUCGCGCAGUUGAACGAUUGCUGGACUUCGUGAGUGAUCAUGGGCCUAGAAGGUGUUCAAACGCGGCAGAAUGGUGUCAACGGACUGUAUUCAUCGUCCCUGCAGUGGUACUACAUGCCGAAUGUGGACCAUUCGAGUGAUUCCAUACAGCCAAACUCGAAACUGUUACAAACCCUAUGGAGCCCUUUUCCCACAUCACAAAGCUAUUCCAACGGAACCACGGAUUCUCUUUCACCACUGACCGAGAGCAUCAACGACCUCUGCGACCAAUUCACCGAUCUAACCCUUUUUGGCCUCGGUCAAAACCAAAACCUCUCAUCCGCUCAUCAACUGGGUAGCCCAACAGGCGGAAAUACUGGCUGCUAUUCAAACGGUUUGGAUUGCCUCUCCGGCUAUGAAUGUCGAGAUGGACUUCGAACGGGAGCCGAUUGCACCCUCGAGGGAAAUCGUUUGAAUGGUUUGCUUCGAAAUGGCAGCGCGGGAUAUUCGGAUGGCUGUGGAUCGAUGGGCCAUCAGCAUCACCAUUUACAGCAACACCACCAUCAGCAGCAAUCGAUGCUUCCGAUGAACGGGCAGCAGCAUCAAAAGUACAGCAAAAUUCCACCGGCCAACUAUCUAUGUCAUUUGUGCUUUAAAAAGGGCCACUACAUAAGAGAUUGUCCUCAGGCUCGCCCAAAGGCCGAGGGCAAGACACCGUACCAAGGCAAGAAGCGCUGCUUCGGGGAGUACAAGUGCCCAAAGUGCAAACGGAAGUGGAUGUCCGGCAACUCGUGGGCAAAUCACGGUCAGGAAUGCAUCAAGUGCCACAUCAACGUCUAUCCGCACAAGCAGAACUCCCAUUCUUUGCAGCGACCGCUCGAGAAACCAGACGGCCUGGAUGUGUCCGACCAGUCCAAGGUGCAUCCGCAGUUGCUCUGUGAAAAGUGCAAAACUCUCGGCUAUUACUGUCGAAGAAUUCAGUAGCAGCGGAAGGCUAGUCUUCAUUGAACUUUGCUUUGGUGUGAACGACAGGGUUGAUCAGUCAUUUGCCCGAUAUGCCCGAUUUUCGAAAGUGCCUGUGUUGUGUUACCCUCAGUCCAGUUUUAAGUAUCAUUCUCAUAUCUUACAAAAAGUCAUUUAAACGAACCCGAUUUAUAUUUGUUUGUAAACGUUUGUUUUCGCCACAAUUUAUAAGCGAAAAUAUGUGCCUUAUGUUUUUGUUAAUGUAACGAUCGAAUAUAUCUGAAACUAAAAAAACGCUCAGCUGCCAGUUGAAAGAAACUAAUUUGUAUAUAAUAAUGUUCUAUCAUAUUUAAAUUGUCGUACCGAUUCGGUAAUUUUCGUUGAAGCAUUAUAUAAAUACCUGCAUAUUGGUAGAAGGUGAUUUUAUAGCAAUACUGAGCGAACCGAGAUUCAAGAGCCAAAAAUUGUUACCGUACUAAAAUAUUGUAACUAUGAUACCAAAUGUGCCAAAAAGCCUAAACUGCGAACCAAAUAAAUAACGAAUGUUUUUAUCCGAA